This is a messenger RNA of Cucumis sativus (cucumber), 2142 nucleotides long. Its product is annotated as WD repeat-containing protein 76. Gene Ontology annotation, molecular function: protein binding; DNA binding. Gene Ontology annotation, biological process: regulation of DNA damage checkpoint. Gene Ontology annotation, cellular component: nucleus. Bases 83 to 1792 code for a protein of 569 amino acids. The transcript has 6 exons. NCBI's taxonomy places the organism in Eukaryota, Viridiplantae, Streptophyta, Magnoliopsida, Cucurbitales, Cucurbitaceae. The record is from RefSeq and is a predicted model, not a curated record.
GCCAACGGUAUGUAAAAUCUCUUACAAAUUUCCGAAUUUCCCUUCUCCUUCUCCUUCUGCCCUAAAACCCUUUCCCUUUUCCAUGGCUUCUCAAGCUCUCACUGACUACGAGCGACAAAGGCUCGAGAACAUUCGCCGCAACGAUGAAAUGUUGGCCGCUCUCAAGCUCCAAUCCAAAGCUUCUGAACUCUCCGCUGCUUCCAAGCGUCAAAGAGUUGAAACCAAAUCGGAAAAGGUUUAUCCGAAAACCAAACCUAAAAAAGAGACUCCGAUGGUUUUACGACGUUCUUUGCGCGCUCGAGGAAUUCCUCCCGAUGCCAAAAAGCUUGUAGAUAUAGAUGAUCUUACGGAGUCAGCUACUAAGAUUCGGAAGUCAGAAACCAAGUCCAUGUCUUCGCCUCGUGUUUUAGGCCCCCUUGAAAUGGUUGAAGUUUGUAGUGAGAGGGAGUCUCAUCCGUCUUUGAUUGAAUCUAUUUUGGGUGUUUUGAGUAAGUCUCUGUUGAGUAGGUCAGGGAAAGAGGAAUUAGUUGAUGAUGUUAAGGAAUUUAAAAUGGGGGGAAGGAAUGGGAAUUUCUCGAAUGAGGUAGAGAUUGAAGGAGGGGGAGAUGGGAAUUGUUUGAAGAUGGAUCCUAUUGAUAAUUAUUCGAAUUUAAUUAAAAGGGUGACUGAAGGACUUAUCAGUGACGUUAAAGAUCCCUUGCUGAGUUCGAUUAAAAUGGAACAUAAGAAUGAUGGAAGUUGCUUAAAGCCUGCAUCUUUGGUUCUUAAUGCCGACAACAUAGCUCGGGUUGUGCCUGGGAGAAUAAUGGCCGUGAGGUUUUUCCCUUGUCUUGAUUCUAAAAUGAUCGUUGUAGGUAACAAGUUUGGGGAAGUCGGGUUCUGGAAUGCUGAUCACGAGGGAGAGGAAGGAAAUGGAGUUUAUUUAUAUCACCCCCAUUCGGGUCCCAUUUCUGGGAUUUCAAUUCAACGACAUGCAUUGUCGAAGGUUUAUACCAGCUGCUAUGAUGGAUUUAUACGAUUGAUGGAUGUAGAGAAAGAGAUGUUUGAUCUUGUAUAUCGUAAUGAAGAUACUAUAUUUUCUCUCUCUCAACAAUCAAAUGAUGCAAACUGCUUAUAUUUUUCUGAGGGUCGUGGAGGGUUGAAUAUAUGGGAUAAAAGGACUGGAAACUGCACAAUGGAAUGGACGUUGCAUGAAGAUAGGAUCAAUUCCAUCGAUUUUAAUGUAGGCAAUAGCAACAUUAUGGCUACGAGUUCCAGUGAUGGAACUGCCUGUAUUUGGGAUUUGAGAAGUGUUAGUGAUGAAAAGCCCCAAACCUUGAAGACAAUCACCCACAAAAAGGCGAUUCAUUCUGCUUACUUCUCACCCUCUGGACGCUUCCUUGCAACUACUAGAAGAAUGAUGAAUUUUUCUCAAUUCCACCUCCCCUCCGUCUCCCCCAAAGCACCGAAAUUAGGCAGGUGCAGUAGUAGUUUUGACGACACUGUUGGUAUAUAUGGUGGAGUCAACUUUAAAGAUACUUCGCUAAUACCGCAUGAUAAUCAGACAGGCAGAUGGAUUUCUUCUUUCAGAGCAAUAUGGGGUUGGGACGACUCGUACAUUUUCAUUGGAAAUAUGAAGAGAGCAGUAGAUGUUAUUUCACGGGCAUAUCGGAAAAGAGUGUUCGUUUUGCAGAGCCCCAAAAUAUCGGCAAUACCUUGCAGGUUCGAUGCACAUCCUUAUGAUGUUGGAACAUUAGCAGGAGCCACUAGUGGGGGACAGGUUUAUAUGUGGACAAUGAGUCCAGAUAUAUAAUUUGCUUGUGGUAGAGUUCUCAGGAUAAGAAUUUUGGAUAGAAUAAGAAUUUUGGAUAGAAUGAGAAUUUUGUACAUGAAUUCCAUCCAUCUCCGGUGCUGAUAUCCGACAAAUACUUUCUGAGGUAGAAGAGAUGCUUUAACCUCUCGCAAUUGGAUUUCAUGGGAUGAAUCUUGUAGAUUUUUUUGUCUUCCCUUUUUUUAUACAAAAAAGGGAUAAAGUUUAACAUCUUGUAGCCAAUUACAAUGUUGGUAUUUACUUUGAGAAGUGUUGGAAACUUUGCUUAAAUCAGCUUUUGAUGUAUAAAGUUUUAUGCAAUUUUCUUUGGCUAGUAGACUACUUGUGUUAAA